Messenger RNA from Argentina anserina (silverweed cinquefoil), 1927 nucleotides. Its product is annotated as mitotic checkpoint protein BUB3.3-like. Gene Ontology annotation, cellular component: kinetochore; phragmoplast; bub1-bub3 complex. Gene Ontology annotation, biological process: positive regulation of translational elongation; positive regulation of translational termination; mitotic spindle assembly checkpoint signaling. Lineage: Eukaryota; Viridiplantae; Streptophyta; Magnoliopsida; Rosales; Rosaceae. The transcript has 15 exons. The coding region runs from base 16 to 1653 and encodes 545 amino acids. Gene Ontology annotation, molecular function: translation elongation factor activity; RNA binding; ubiquitin binding. The record is from RefSeq and is a predicted model, not a curated record.
CUCGAACUCCACAAAAUGAGCGGAGCACCUUUGAAAUUCGAAUCCCCAAUUCAAGAUGCAAUUUCCAGACUCCGAUUCAUUCCGACCUCACACAACCUCCUCAUCUCUUCUUGGGACUCUAAGCUGAGAUUGUACGACGUGGAGAGCUCGCUGCUCAGGUUAGAAGCUCCGGCCGAGGCUGCGCUACUCGAUUGUUGCUUCCAGAAUGAAACGGUGGCGUUUAGCGCCGGCUCCGAUGGCUCCGUUAGAAGGUACGACUUGCAUUCUGGAAAUUGUGAGACGAUUGGAAAUCAUGAUGAUCUAGCAACCUGCAUUGGAUAUUCUGAUGAAACAAGCCUGGUAAUUACUGCUGGUUUAGACAAGAAAUUAUAUGCCUGGGACUCACGUAUGGAGAAGAGUGAAAGAUCUGUGUUCGUAAAAAGUCUUGAUUUAGAGGUGACGUCCAUGUCACUCGUGGGUCUCAAUAUGAUGGUAACCAUGGGAGCAUCAAUACAUAUGUGUGAUUUGCGCAACCUCCAACAACCAUUUGAAUCAAAAGAUUCAGAUUUGAAUACAACAAUCAUAUGUAGUAGUGCAAGUCUGUAUGCUAAAGGAUUUGCCGUUGGCUCAGCAGAUGGACGAGUAUCAUUGGAGAUAUGCCAUUCAUCUAAUUCAGAUAACAUCAGAUAUAUGUUCCGGUGUCAUCCAAAGUCAACUGACAGAAGAUAUCAUCUGGCAGCUGUGAAUGAGAUUGUGUUCAAUCCUAUCACUUACGGGGCGUUUCUUACUGGUGAUGAUGAGGGUCAUGUUAUUGCAUGGGACGCUACAACCAGAAAGAGGCUAUUUCAGUUGCCUAGAUGCCCAAAUAGUGUGGCAUCUUUAUCGUAUCACCACCAAGGACGACUCCUGGCAGUUGCAUCGAGCUACACAUAUCGGAAAGCUAUUGAAAUAGAAGAGCUCCCUCAGAUAUUCAUACAUGAAGCUGACGAUGCUAACUUGAGAUCAGCUGACAUAGGAAGUUCAAGCCGAUGGAUAGGAGUUCUGGAAUUGCACUGUUGUAGAUGCCACAUACAUUUGUCCAUUGUAAUCACGCCUCUCUCUCUCUCUCCUCCCAGAAUCACACCCUCCCCCACGCUUCUCUCUGAUCAUCAAAAUCCAUAUCCCUCUCUCUCUCUCUCUCGGAGCUCAUCAGCCAUGUCGGACGAGGAGCACCACUUCGAGUCGAAGGCCGACGCCGGAGCCUCCAAGACCUAUCCUCAGCAGGCCGGCACCAUCCGCAAGAACGGUUACAUUGUCAUCAAAAACAGGCCCUGCAAGGUUGUGGAGGUUUCCACUUCCAAGACUGGGAAGCACGGACAUGCCAAGUGCCACUUUGUUGGUAUUGACAUCUUCACUGCCAAGAAGCUCGAGGAUAUUGUUCCCUCUUCCCACAAUUGUGAUGUUCCCCAUGUCAACCGUACUGACUACCAGCUGAUUGAUAUCUCUGAGGAUGGAUUUGUGAGUCUUCUGACUGAGAAUGGCAACACCAAGGAUGACCUGAGGCUUCCAACCGAUGACAGUCUGCUUACGCAGAUCAAGGAUGGCUUUGCUGAAGGGAAAGACCUGGUUGUGUCUGUGAUGUCUGCCAUGGGUGAGGAGCAGAUUUGCGCUCUCAAGGACAUUGGUCCAAAGUAGUUACUUUUAUUCCUCCGGAAUGUUUUUAGAUUUAAAUUUGAAUUGGGAUGGUUUAUUAGUAUCUUAAGGGUCACCAUUCGGGAGCUAUUCCUGAUUGUACUUGGCCUCGGAUUUAUGAGUUGAUGUCGCCAUUAAUUAGCUUAUCAUCCUUACUUUCUUUUGUUUACUGUAUGGACCAUAUGCCCUAUUUCAUGGUGUUGGUAAGUCAAUAUGAUGACUGUAUAGUGUCUGUUCUGGUUACUAGCUAUCAAUGGUUUCUACCGAAAUUGAUCAA